Messenger RNA from Gadus morhua (Atlantic cod), 1736 nucleotides. Its product is annotated as zinc finger CCHC domain-containing protein 24-like. Gene Ontology annotation, molecular function: zinc ion binding; nucleic acid binding. Lineage: Eukaryota; Metazoa; Chordata; Actinopteri; Gadiformes; Gadidae. The coding region runs from base 255 to 965 and encodes 236 amino acids. The transcript is spliced from 4 exons. The record is from RefSeq and is a predicted model, not a curated record.
GUGCAGGCUGCAGCUCAUUCACAGUACAGCAGAACUGCACAGCAUAGCACAGCUCUUUGGACUCGCACAACUUUUUUUUUCCUGCUCUAUCAUGGUUCCAGUGAGGUUCCCCAUUGACCAUCACCUGGCCACCGGGGUGCCCUGAUGAGCGUUAGAUAUAACUCCAAGUGGGAUGACAGAGGGGACAACUUUUUAUACGUUUAAAACAAGAGCGCUUCUUUUUUUUUUAUAGCGUCAUUAGUGCAGCGAUCAAGAUGAUGUCCGCGAUAGAGACGGGUGCCGCCGUUUACCAGCCGGCCCAGCUGCUGAACUGGAUGUGCAUGUCUCUGCAGGAAAGCCAGACCAAUGCCUUCGAUGCGUUCAGACCCGGGUCCGAGGGCUUUUUGGAUCUCCACACCGCAAAACGCUGUGCAGCUGAGCUGAGCUCUCCGCUCCACUCCAACUAUCUGAACAGCUUUUUGCAGCUCAAGAGUGAGGCCUUGAACAACAGCCCCCAGCUCUACAAGAGCCCCUCCCCGUACGGGUCCCUGCACAACAUCGCCGAGGGUCCGAGCUCGCUGACGGACCCCUUCUCCGAGCUGUGCCUCUCGUCAUCGCCCACACGCAGGCUCAACAAACGGCCGCCGCCCAACUACCUCUGCCACCUCUGCUUCAACAAGGGACACUACAUCAAAGACUGCCCUCAGGCUCGUCCCAAGGGAGAGGGGCUCACCCCGUACCAGGGGAAGAAGAGGUGUUUCGGGGAGUACAAGUGCCCCAAGUGCAAGAGGAAGUGGAUGAGCGGGAAUUCCUGGGCCAACAUGGGACAAGAAUGUAUCAAGUGCCACCUCAACGUGUACCCGCACAAGCAGCGACCUCUAGAGAAACCCGAUGGCCUGGACGUGUCUGACCAGAGCAAGGAGCACCCCCAACACCUUUGUGAGAAAUGCAAAGUGCUCGGCUACUACUGCCGGCGAGUACAAUAACCAUCACCAGGAAAACAGACCCCUCUGGGUUUUAAUUUGAGUGGGUUCUUUUUGAAAUGACCACACCCUGUAUUCAGUCCCAGGUCAAACCUGUUCUGGCUCAUGGUCGCUUCUUUUUGUUAUUUCGGUUGGGCCCUGGUCAUUAUGUGAAGGACUCCAUGGUUGAAGUUAGGGAACUAAGAACAAUGUGACUUGACAAGCUGUGAAUUAAGAAAGGUUGGAUUAGCCGCUUUCUUUUCAUCAUGUUUAGACAUGUUUUGAAGAGGUUCCGCUUCUUUUUAUAUAUUUGGUUUUGAGUUACAUUUGUAUAUUUCAGAAGUAACAAAAAGUUGUCUACCAAGGUAUUUUCUGUAUAAAAUAUGAAACAAAUCUCUACUAAUGUUUUAAUAAGAUGUAUCUGUAUUGUCAGUGUUUUCAGAUGGUACAUAACUUUUUUUAAGGUCAAUAAUGCUUUCUGUAUUACUGCUUUCAUGAAUAUGCUAUCAUACUAACCAUUAUUUUAAAAUGCAUAUGUAAUAAUUUUCCUGUUCAGCCAAAGAGUAAGAACAUAUAGAGGUAUAUUUUGUAUAUUAUCCACACUUAAGAUGAGUAGACAUUUUUCGUCUACUUUUAUUGGAUUGCGUGUCAAGGAAACAUAUUGUUAAAUGAUCAAUGAACCAGACUGUUUAUAACCUGUAAUUGUAUGAUACAUUAACUCCCUCAGUGCCUUUGACUAACCUAUAUGUGAGGGUUGGUAGUAUAUAUGCAUUAAACUAUAUUAAGAGGGAUGAA